UAGUGGUGCGGAGGGGGGCUGCGGCCUGACUGGGGCGGGCCUGGGUGGUGCCGCCGAGCUUCGGCCUUGAAGUCAGGCCGCGGACCUCUGCGGCCUCUGGGGGCUCCUUCUUCCAAGGAACUCUGGGCCAGUGGCCUCUCCCGCCCGCUCGGCACUGGGGCCGCCCCUGGGAGGCAUUCUUGGCCCCGGGCGGGCUCCGGCGCACCUGUCACUGCUUCCCCGACGGCCCGGCCCUGCCGUUGCAGCCUCCCGCAGCUGCCCUGUGGCAUGUGAGCGUGUGGGGACCGCGGACAGGGUGAUACCCUCCCGUGCACCACCCCGGCCACAGGACCGUAGGGGCCCAGAGUGAAAGUUGCGUUCGUAAACCUGCGCACUCGCCACCAGAGGGCUUGUCUGACUGUCCGCACGUCACUCGAGCUGUUCCCCGUCCCGCCGGAGGCUGGGCUGCGCCGCGCCCGUGCGGGCUGUGAGGGGAGCACCUCCGGAGCGCGCCGCGGACAUGGAGCAGAAGCUGUCCCAGCUGGUCGAAGAGCUCACGACUUCAGGGGAGCCCCAGCUGAACCCCGAGAAAGUGAAGGAACUAAAGAAAAUUUGCAAGUCUUCAGAGGAACAGCUGGGUCGUACCUACCACCUGCUGAUGGCCCAGCUAAGCAGGGAGCAUGCGCAGGUCCGCCUCUCCGCCUUCCAGGCUGUGGAUGAGCUGUUCACCAGGUCUCACUACUUCAGGGCGCUGCUCAUUUCCAACUUCCAGGAGUUCCUGGAGCUCACUCUGGGCACAGACCAUGAGCAGCCCCUGCCGCCGCCCAGGGAGGUGGCCCAGAGGCUGAGGCAGGCAGCUCUGCGGGCAGUGGAAGCAUGGAAUGAGAAGUUCGGGGAGGCCUAUAAGAAGCUUGCCUUGGGCUACCACUUCUUAAAGCACAACAAAAAGGUGGAUUUUCAAGAUGUGAAUGCUAGGACCUUAGCAGAAAGAAAGAGGGAAGAGGAGAAACAGAAGCAUUUGGACAAAAUCUACAGAGAAAGAGCCCAGCAGGCCGAGAGGGAGAUGGAAGAAAUGUCUGCAGAAAUUGAGUCCUGCCUGACGGAAGUGGAGAGCUGUUUCCAGCUGCUGGUGCCCCUUGACAUAGGCCCGAGCCCAGAGGUGGGAUUCCUUGGCGUGGCUUCCGGUGUGUCUGAGGAGGGUGCUUCUUGUCCUUCAUGUCCAGGCCAGGCCCCCCACUGCCGGUCUGGCCCUCCUGACCCUCGGGAUGGGGAGCGGCCCUGCUGCAGCAGGGACCUGCCUGCUUCUGUGCACUUCCCCGGGUUUGGCAGCGGAGUACUCUCAGAAGACAAGGAUGAGGACAGUGACCAGGAGCAGUUUGUGCGCAACCAUGGGCUUGGCUCGCACAAGUACACACUGAAGGUGGAGCUCUCCACAGAUGGCCUGAAGGUGCAGGAGAACGAGGACAACCUUGCCAUUGUCCAUGCUGCCCGUGAUGUGCUCAAACUCGUGCAGAACAAGUUCCUGCCAGCUGUGUGUUCCUGGGUGCAGCGGUUUACCCGUGCAGGGGUCCACGGGGAACACUUAAAGCGUGCCAUUGACCUGAAGACGGAUUUAGAUCUCGUGCUGAAAAAAUACCAAGAGCUGGACAUCAUACCCGAGGGGGAGCUGAGGCUCAGCACAGAUGCCCCAGAGGACGAGGACGAGGACGAGGACGAGGACUUUGUGGAGGUCCCAGAGAAGGAGGGGUUUGAGACCUGUGUUCCUGACCACCUGCUGGGGCCAGGGAGGACCAGAACACAGGGCCCACCAUGCCUGGACUAUUGGGAUGGGGGCGGUGGGCUGGGGCCAGAGGCCCCACUGCGGACCCCGGAGAAGGACCUGGCUGCACAGGGCUUGCAGACGAGGACGAGAAUGAGAAGGGAUGAGGAGGCGUCAGACCCCACCUCUGCAGCUGCCCAGCUACGGUUGUUCCAGAACCUCUUGCCCCCGCCGCCACCUUCAUCCGAGAGGGCACUGCUGGGGCUGGAGGAGGCCCACAAUUUGGCAGCAGAGCGGGCCCGGGCGCCCAUUGUGCCCUAUGGGGUGGACCUGUGCUACUGGGGCCAGGAGCUGCCGGUGGCUGGGAAGAUUGUCAGACCUGACUCUCAGCACCGCUUCUGGAAGCCCAGCGAGGCAGUGGAGGAAGUGGAGAGUGCUGCCAUCUCCGAGAUGCUCUGCAGCCGCCAUAUCACCUUUGCUGGGAGGUUCGAGCCUGUGCAGCACCGGUGCCGCGCCCCAAGGCCUGAUGGCCGGCUCUGUGAACGCCAAGAUCGUCUAAAGUGCCCUUUCCACGGGAAGAUUAUCCCAAGAGAUGAGGAAGGAUGGCCUCUUGACCCAGAAGAUAGGGCACGGGAACAGAGGCAGCAGGUGCAGGGGCGCCCAGGCUGGCAGGACCCUGAGUUCAUGAAAGACGUGGAAGCAGGCACUGGGGUAGAUCUGGGCUCGUCCAGGUGCCGUGGGAAAGGCAAGAGGAAGAAGAAGUACCCCAAUCUCACCGACCUGAGGGCACAGGCCAACACUGCCCGGGCACGCAUCGGGAAAAAGGUCUUCGCCAAGGCGGCUGUGCGGAGGGUGAUCACAGCCAUGAACAAGGUGGACCAGAAGAAGCAUGAGAAGUUCGCAAACCAGUUUAACUAUGCGCUGACUUAGAAUCCAGGCUAGGGGUGCUGCCGUUCCCGCUGGUCUGCAGCUCCUCUCUUCCCUCUGCCUGCUCACUAGGACUGGAGAGUGGGCACGGGUCUGGGCAGUGACUGUGCACUUACUGUGAGGAAAUGGCAAGUUAAAGUGCCCAAGAGGUGUGAUCUCUCUGCUGCUGUGGGGACCCUGCCUCCCAGUUAUGACUCUGGCCUUGCAAAAGAGACCCUUUGUGUUCCUAAGGGCAUCUUAUGAGUCCCUGUGCAUUUCUAACACGUGGUUCAUAAUUGGUGGGACGCUCACGCGUCAGUGUUGAGGGUGUGUUCCCAGCUGCCUCCCCUGAAGAGGAGAAUGCAACGGGGCUCGGGGGACCUGCACAUGGAUGCAGAUGCUGUUUCCAACACAGACAUGAAGGGUGGCAGCUGAGCUCCCUUACAUUUCCAACUUCACAGAUCAUCUGGGUGAUAGUUCCACAUGGAAUGCAGAGAACUGCCUGUUCUGUAGGUUUAACAACAGCGGUGUUGAAACACAGCUCACGCACAGGAAGGGCCCCCUACACGGGCAGUGCCACACAGGUCUCCACAGCCUAGGCAGGCACCACCUCCUGACUCCUCACCUGCCCGGAAACCCUCAUGCCCCUCUCCCAGCCCCUGGCAACAGCCCGUCUACUCUGUUUUUGGAUUUGCCUUUUCCGGAUAUUUUACGUGAAUGAAAUUAAACAACAUGGGAUCUUU
Nycticebus coucang (slow loris) is the source of this 3387-nucleotide messenger RNA. RefSeq names its product UV stimulated scaffold protein A (gene UVSSA). Gene Ontology annotation, biological process: response to UV; transcription-coupled nucleotide-excision repair. Bases 500 to 2668 code for a protein of 722 amino acids. The record is from RefSeq and is a predicted model, not a curated record. Lineage: Eukaryota; Metazoa; Chordata; Mammalia; Primates; Lorisidae. Gene Ontology annotation, cellular component: chromosome. Gene Ontology annotation, molecular function: RNA polymerase II complex binding. The transcript is spliced from 14 exons.